GCAAUUCAGUGACACAGGUGGAAAGAAAUCUACAAUGUUCUGAAAUUACAAGAUAUUUAUAUCAGAACAAUACUUACAAUACCAACGCUUUAAAAAAAUGGAGCUUUCUUUGCAGACCAUCAAUACUGUUGCUUCAUCAUCUUCAUCUACUUUAAGGAAUUUGAAGUUUAACGACUGCAUCUCGCUCCAUAGAAGUUCUUGCGUAACGUUUCCCUCAAAACCAAAAGAAACCCAAGUAGUGUAUGGAUUACCCGAAACCGCGGCUUCUGUGGCAGUUGCCGCCACUGUUGUGGGUGCAGCCGCCACCCUUCUAGCUAGGAGAACCAAGGCUGAAGAGGCAGCCCAGGCGGUUCCAACAAGAACGUGUGAUGAUUGUGGCGGUUCAGGGAUAUGUCCUGAAUGCAAAGGUGAAGGAUUUGUGCUAAAAAGAUUGUCAGAUGGAAGUGCUGAAAAAGCCAGAUUGAAUGCCAAGAAUAUGGCUACUAGAUACACAGCUGGGUUGCCGAAGAAAUGGAGCUACUGCACGAAAUGUUUGUCGGCUAGAUCUUGUAAAUCCUGUGAUGGGAGUGGAAAGUUAGCUAUUAAUUAGUUCCAAGAAACCUGGAGAUACUCCUGCUGCAAUUUUUUUGACAUCUUUGUUUGUAAAGUAAAGAUUGUACUUUUCUUGUAAUGCCAUACAUACUGGGAAUUUGGUUGAAAGAUCAUAUUGGUAGAGGAUUUAUAUCAUCUUCAUCAUUGAAUUCUCAUAA
Helianthus annuus (common sunflower) is the source of this 749-nucleotide messenger RNA. RefSeq lists its product as uncharacterized. The transcript is spliced from 4 exons. The record is from RefSeq and is a predicted model, not a curated record. NCBI's taxonomy places the organism in Eukaryota, Viridiplantae, Streptophyta, Magnoliopsida, Asterales, Asteraceae. Bases 98 to 589 code for a protein of 163 amino acids.